UCCAUGUCAUGGGUUGGCAGGUGUCGAUGUCAAGCUCUGAUAUAUAGAUAUUAUUGCAAUAAAACAUUAUAUGUAACCAGAAUUCAGUAUCAGGCCAGAAAUCAACAUGAACCAUGCAUUGAUGCACUCUUAAUAAUUAAGGUGCUCCACGAUGCCAUAGAGAAGUGUUUCUCAAACCUGUGCUGGAGGACUCAUUCUGUAUGUGUCUCUCAUCUAUCAUGAUUCAACUAAGCUUCUCAUUAGUGGAGACUGCAAGACCUGACGUGGAUGUGUGUCAGAUAUAGAGAAACAUACAAAACGUGCAGUCAUGGGGGCACCUCAUGGAGAGCUCUGAGAACCCCUGCCAUAGAAGAACAUUUUUUUGUCUAGACAGUUCCAUAAAGAACCUUUAAACAUGUCUGUCUCACAAAAAGUUCUUCGUGGCAAAAGAUGGUUCUUCAGAAUAUAAAAAGGUAAGAAAGAGAUGGUUCUUUGACUGAAUGGUUCUUUGUGGAAGCAAAAAUGGUUCUUCUAUGUGUGACUUUAGAGAACUUUAACCAGAUCUAGACUAAACGGCUCUUGACUACACCUGGUGCCUCUCACACCAAGAUAUACAUUGCUUAUUAACUGCUGAAUACCUAACCUAAGACAAGCAGCUUCAUAGAAACACACCAAAGCUACCGUAGCUGCAGAGGGACAAACUUCACCCAGACAGUGACUACUCUGCCGGUUACAUAUGGCAUUGCUUUAUUUCAGUGUUGCCACCCUGUCCAUAAAUAAUGUCCCUACUGGAAAGAAGAAAUUGCUGUUUUAAAACCAUCUGAUGCAUAAAAAGGACGAAUACUAGUUGCUGGAUUGACUGAAUAAACUGACCAAAUAGUUUUACACAAAUGAGCUGGGCUCCCUAAAUGUGUAAUGACAUCCUGAGAAAUGACCUUUGACCCUGAGCCUAAGACAUUAGAACUCAGUGGGUAGUUUAUUAAACAUUAAUGGCACUAGAAGUGAAUAUGUGAAAGAAAAUGUGUCCCUCCAAUUAUAUUUUCUGUCAUUUUAGAUUGUGAGGAAGUAAUUAUGGAUACUCUGGGAAAAAAAGUUGUGGAAGAUAUGACUAUAGAAGAAUUGAGGCAACAUGCAGUUGAGAUCACCAUUGACCGUGAGCGUCUACAUUCAGAUCUGAAGGUUUCUCAGGACUGUAAAACUGUGAGGGACAGUGCUGAUUAUAAUCACACCGGAGAGGGAUUUCCAUAUCAAUUAUGUGCUUUUGGAGCCCAAAGAUUCUCCUCCGGUCGACACUAUUGGGAAGUAGAACUGGCACAAGAAAAUACACCUCCCAAAAACUAUUGGUUAAUUGGUGUGAUGAAAGAUGGAAAUUUAACUGCAAGAGACAGAUCUGCUUUAACUCCAUCAGCUGGUUCCUGGUUCUUGUGUUCAGACGGUCCUAAUGGCUUUCACACAAACACUGAUCCAUCAGUUAAACUCUCUCUGACUCCGAGACCUGAACGACUGGGAGUUCUGUUGAAUUAUGAUGAAGGUCAGCUGUCAUUUUACAACGUCAAAGAGAGAAAACAUCUCCUGACCAUCAGCAGCAGAUUCUCUGGAUCAAUCGUUCCUCUCUUCAAUCCUGGAGCUGGUGAUCUGAGUCCACUUAAAAUCAUGGAUGGUCCAAAUCCUGUAGAACAAGCUGAAUCCAGUCAGCCUUUAUUGAGUAAUAACAGCGCAGACACCUGACUGACCACUGCAGUGUUUAAUCAGAAGGAAUCAUUUCAUCGCCCUGCAUGGGCAAAGAGUUAGACACAAGAGUUUGUCAGAGCGGAGACAAAACCAAGAUGACUGGAAGAGAACAGAAGCACCGUUAAACACAGAGACGAAUGGCUGAACAUGCUAUGAUUUUCAGCCUCCAUCUGUUCGGCUGAGAUAAUAUACACGUAAUAAUCCAUGUAAUAAUCCAUUAAUAAACUUGGAGAUGUUGGCAGCU
Molecule: messenger RNA, 1954 nt
Organism: Carassius gibelio (silver crucian carp)
Lineage: Eukaryota; Metazoa; Chordata; Actinopteri; Cypriniformes; Cyprinidae
Product: E3 ubiquitin-protein ligase TRIM39-like
Exons: 3
Coding region: 1051-1707 (218 amino acids)
Molecular function (GO): protein binding
Source: RefSeq, a predicted model, not a curated record